CAGAGCUCUCAAUUAUUUUCUUACCCAUGGUACCAUCACUGAAGAUCAAAUUUCCCUAAUAAGUGACCAAUAGCAUUGCAUAUAUACCCAUUAAUAACAUUCCAAUCUUCGUAUUUUAGAUAUCGCAUGAGCGAGAGUAACAAAAUUUCUAUGUGCAAGAUAGUUUUUCUGUCCUUCAUCUUCGAUAUCGACAUAAGAACUGAGACUAAAGAGUUGUUCAGAUACAAAGUAUUCCGUUGAUGGAGCAUCAACUUCUCGCCGAUACGUGAACUUCCAUGCUCGUCAACGAAUCGAGACCAACGAAGUAAUUAGAAGCCAGGUCAUACAGGAUAAUUCAGGAGACGUCAAGCUACAAGUGCAGGUUUGAUUGGCGGUAGCGUUCGCCCGCUAAUUUGUCACUUGUCACUUCGAACGUGAAUAAUGGAAGCUGAGGUUAUCUGUAUCUCGUCCGAUGACGAGUCUGAUUCACAAAAGGAAAACAAGACAGACAAGCCUCAGACCAAUUCUACGGAGACUGGUACUGGACCUGUCGCUUCUGGAAAAGUGGAAACUUUGUUAGGCGACAAUGGAAAGGUUGGAGAGAAUCAUAUUUUAAAACGUAGAUUGUCUACUGAUAAGGAAGACACAACUAUGAAUAAUAUGGAAAAAAGGAGAAAAUUAAAUUCUGAUCAGGUUAAGAUAAAUAUCGUUAAAUGUGAUCUUAAUGUACAACCAAACGAACAUAAAAAAGAAGAGGUUCAAAGCAUGCGAUUGGUCGUCAAGGAGAAGAGAACAAUAUCGUACAUUUCACACGAUGUCUUUCCUCUGUUUAUAAGCUUGUGUUUGCAAAAGUGUCCGGAGAACGAGAAGACAAAUAUGUGUAAGAUUGUUGACAAGUUAAAAAGACGUUACGAAACUCUGGAUCCAACUUAUGCUGGAUCAGAAACUUUUACUAGGUUAUUAAAUAAAAAUCGCCAAGCUAUUAUAGAUAGCAACAAUAAAACAAUAUUUAGGCAUAUACAGGAAGUGAUGCAAGAAAUGAAAACGAAGACUAGGAGGAAAUGUCAGACGUUACAGAAUAAUGAAAUCUAUGAUGCAAUUCCUUCUACUUCCUAUGCCACAAACAACCUAGUUAAUAAUAAAGUAAAAUUGGAUAACGAUGACAAUGACGACGACGAUGGUGAUAAAAAGAAGAUGGAGGAGAAUAAGAACGAAAAUGAGGAUGUGACUGAGGAUGAAGGUGAAGAUUAUGUUAACGAAGAGAGCCCUGAGAAAAAGAUUAGAAAAAAGAUUAAACACAUUUUGAAGACUAUGAAACAAUGUGAUGCAAGGAUAAAAGAAUUGGAAGAAGCAGAAGUUGAUUUUGAUGACGAGAAUGAUAGUAAUUAUAUAAAAGUCGAUAGAUUUAAGCUGAAAAUGGUGCAAUGCUAUAAUAAACUUUGUCAGUUAAGAAAAGAAAAUCCUGACGCGGGACGUGCAUAUUUGCGCCCUAAGAAUUUCAGCGUCACUAGGAUUGGUGUUGUGGAUCAAGCAAUAUCAAAUUUAAUUAAUUGUAAAAUUUACCAGCGAAAUAAAAGUCAAAUGAGAAGGACAGAAGUUAGUAAACUGACAGAAGAUGUAAUAUUCCCUGAUUAUAGAGACAUCGCUGAAUGUAUUGAGAAGUGUCAUGCGAGAAAAAAUUUGAAUAUCGAUGAGGAUGACCGGCGAACGUUGGCAGAGGAUGCUUUCAAAGAUAUUGGAAAACACUUACAACGUGCAAGGCAGAACGAUUACUGGGACACCUUUUCUUUAUAUCUUGAAAAUAAAGAAGAUCCAGCUGUAAAAGAUAAAGAAUUAGCGAGAAAACUAGCCGAGAACCGUAUUGAGGGUGAUAAAAAAUUAGCUGCGGUAUUCGAGAAAUAUGUUAAGAAAGAAAUGGAAUUAAAAAAACAAAAUAAUGGAGCUUUGGUGGACGAGGAAGAAGAAGAGGACGAGGAUGAGGAGGAGGAGGAGGAGGAGGAAGAAAAAGAAACUAUAAAUGACGAUAAAACCGAUGAGACCUUAUCUAUGACAAGCGAGAAGGAUAGUAAUGAUGAAAAAGACAUAGAUAAAACAGUUAAAGAAAAUAAAUUACCUAUAGACAAGAAUAAACCUAAUAUAAAUGUGGUAAAUGCUUAUUGUAUUGUGGACGAAGCCGUUUCUAAUAAAACUACAGCAGAUAUCUUACAAGAGAAACGGUUAAACGAAACAGUUAAAGUAAAUGUUUUAAAAAAGGGUGAUAUAGCAAUAUCAAAGAAUGAGAAUAAAACAAUUAACGAGAAGAUAACACACAAGCCAUGUAGCAGCAUUACUAUUCCAAAGAACGUUACGAACACUGUAACGCCAGAGAACUCGCCAGCGGAUUCUACAACAAACUGCGCAAAGAAUUUAGCAAAAGUGGAAGUAUUCAAAGUGAUAACGGACCCUGCAACAAAGAAGAUAACAAAUGAUGUAGCAAGUACAAUAACCGGAAGUACGACAAAAUCGAUAACAGGAGAUGCAGCAGAACUGAUAAUAGGGGAUGCAACAGAGUCGAUAGCAGAGGGUGCAACGGAAGUGGUAACAGAAGAUGUAACGGUGACAACAAAUGUGGAAAACACAGCAGAGAUAAUAGAUGAGACAGAGGUAGUAACAGAGGAUGGGAUAGAUGGAGCAAAUAUGCCAAACGAUGAGCAACCUGGAGAGGAAAAGAAGCCUGUAUUGCGAUUACGUUCAUUCGCUAAACCUCCCACGACUUGGGAGGACAGUCAGCACAAAAUAAAUAAGACCAGCCAAGAUUUGCCAAAAAAAGUGAACCUGGUUAAAGAAAUAGUUGAUUUGACCAAUGAGGGAACGUCCAAGUCAUCGUCUGUUAUUACUAAGUGUGCUUUUCAAGUCGGAAACAAAGUAGUUCCCAUAGUGAAACAUCAACUGGUUAUACCAGCAUCAAGAAGUAUAAUCAGUGUCAAAAAUAUUACGAACAAUUACUUGAAGGUGAAUCCGCGAACGGGAGAAAUUAUUGCACCCAUCCGUGCACCUACGAUUAUCCGACUGCCACCCAUCAAACAAAAUGCCAAUCAACAAAGUCAACCGCAGAACGUAAAUACCAUUGCUGUAAGACACCAAGUACCCUUGAAAGGAAACGAGACGAUAGUUCGAAUUAUACCUAAGAAGUCGGUUAUAAUAUCUAAGAAACCAAUAGUGCAACCCGUCUCGAAGCAAACGGAUGCGAGUUCUUCAACAACAAAGUCUAAAUGACUCAAAUAUAUAGCAAGGG
Messenger RNA from Vollenhovia emeryi, 3253 nucleotides. RefSeq names its product glutamic acid-rich protein-like (gene Daxx). Bases 421 to 3234 code for a protein of 937 amino acids. Gene Ontology annotation, molecular function: histone binding. The record is from RefSeq and is a predicted model, not a curated record. The transcript is spliced from 5 exons. NCBI's taxonomy places the organism in Eukaryota, Metazoa, Arthropoda, Insecta, Hymenoptera, Formicidae.